GUAUGACGCCGCAUCUCUUUGUUGGUCCAGCGGCAGCUGCGCUCAUGUUGUUGUAGCUACUCUCUCUCCCUGGAAAUAUUUUUCUCUUUCGAAAUAUUUCGUCUCUUGUUUUCGUCGCGGCCUGUACACAUCCUAGUAUCUAGCGUUUGGUAUCAUACCUUGUCACAAUAUCAAGUUAAACCGAGUAAUGGACUCAGACGAAGGGUACAAUUAUGAAUUCGACGAGGAGGAAGAGGAAUGCAGCGAAGACAGCGCCGAGGAGGAUCCCGAAGACGACACCCUGGAAGUGGAGUUGGAUGAUCCUGUUGUGGCCGGUGGAGAACGAGAUGAAUGUGGGGAGACCGGAGGCAGUGGCCUAGGGCCCGGUCAAGACGAAGAGGAUUAUCGGUUCGAGGUUUUGACUGCUGAACAGAUCCUUCAGCAUAUGGUCGAGUGUAUCAGGGAGGUCAAUGAUGUCAUCCAGAACCCUGCAACGAUAACAAGAAUACUUCUUAGUCACUUCAAUUGGGACAAAGAGAAACUGAUGGAAAGAUAUUUUGAUGGGAACCUUGACAAAUUGUUCUCGGAAUGCCAUGUCAUCAACCCCAGUAAGAAGUCGAGGACGCGGCUGAUGAACACGAGGUCCUCUGCUCAGGAUCUUCCCUGUCAGAUCUGCUACCUGAACUACCCAAACUCGUACUUCACUGGCCUGGAGUGUGGACACAAGUUCUGCAUGCAGUGUUGGGGUGACUACUUGACUACCAAAAUCAUUGAGGAGGGGAUGGGACAGACAAUUUCCUGCCCUGCUCACAGCUGUGAUAUAUUGGUGGACGACAACACAGUCAUGAGACUGAUCACAGAGUCCAAGGUGAAGUUGAAGUACCAACACUUGAUUACCAAUAGUUUUGUAGAGUGCAAUCGGCUGUUAAAAUGGUGCCCGGCGCCAGACUGUCAUCACGUAGUCAAAGUCCAGUACCCAGAUGCUAAGCCUGUGAGAUGCACAUGUGGCCGGCAGUUCUGCUUCAAUUGUGGCGAGAACUGGCAUGAUCCCGUCAAGUGUAAGUGGUUGAGGAAAUGGAUCAAGAAGUGUGACGAUGACAGCGAGACGUCUAACUGGAUCGCAGCCAAUACAAGGGAGUGCCCCAAAUGCCACGUGACCAUUGAGAAGGACGGCGGCUGCAACCACAUGGUUUGUCGGAACCAGAGCUGCAAGGCAGAGUUCUGCUGGGUCUGCCUGGGGCCCUGGGAACCACACGGCUCUGCCUGGUACAACUGCAACCGCUACAAUGAGGAUGAUGCCAAGGCAGCGAGGGACGCCCAAGAGGUAACACGGUCCAGGGCAGCCCUGCAGAGGUACCUGUUCUACUGCAACCGUUACAUGAACCACAUGCAGUCGCUGCGCUUCGAGCACAAGCUGUACGCCGGGGUCAAGGCCAAGAUGGAGGAGAUGCAGCAUCACAACAUGUCCUGGAUCGAGGUGCAGUUCCUGAAGAAGGCCGUGGACGUGCUGUGUCAGUGUCGCUCCACACUCAUGUUCACCUACGUCUUCGCCUUCUACCUCAAGAAGAACAACCAGUCCAUCAUCUUUGAGAACAAUCAGGCUGACUUGGAGAACGCUACGGAGGUUCUGUCUGGAUAUCUGGAGCGGGACAUCUCCCAGGACUCUCUGCAGGACAUCAAACAGAAAGUACAGGACAAGUACAGAUACUGUGAGAGUCGGCGUCGGGUGCUGCUGCAACAUGUGCACGAGGGCUAUGAGAAGGACCUCUGGGAAUACAUAGAAGAUUAAGGACAGACUCUUUACUAAAAAGAAAAAACCUCUACAGACUAGAGCGCUGAUGCAAUGCCACGGGGCAGGUUGUUGCUGAUCUUCCCAAUAUUGCAUUUUUUUUCUCCUCCUCUUGGGUUUUGUUUAAUGGAAAAGUUUAAAAUAAAUUAUAUCAAAAUAAUAAAAUAAAAAAAAGUAGAAUAUUUCUAACAUUAAUCGUACAACAGUAUUGUUUGUAGCAGAUUGGAUUGUGAGGACAAAAAAAAA
Molecule: messenger RNA, 2014 nt
Organism: Oncorhynchus mykiss (rainbow trout)
Lineage: Eukaryota; Metazoa; Chordata; Actinopteri; Salmoniformes; Salmonidae
Source: RefSeq, a predicted model, not a curated record